AUGUCCGCCGAAUUCCGAGUAAGAGAGGAAAUUAUGCAUUCAUUACUCGUAAUAUCAGACGAACUUGGCGAUAUUAGAAAUGCAUUCGAUAAUCAGAACAUAUCAGCUUCUCUACAAAAGAAACUGGAGCAAAAGUUGGAAGGUAUUGGAGCGCAUUUGAAAACACUAGAUGAAGAUAUCACUAAGUACAAUGCUAAUAGAAUCUUUCUGAAUGAAGAAGAGGAUAUUACAACCAAACGUAAUUUCGAACAGUUAGAAGAAAUUGAAGAAAGACUAAAACGACUACAACUUACGGAUACUGAAGAAUAUGAUAUUGAUGCGGCAGCAGAAGUACUGGCAGCAAUAUAUCCUAAUGAUUAUCCACGAGAUGUACUGCGUGAACAGGGCAUUCCAUUUGAUGAUGAUUUAUAUGACCUUAGCCCUAGUUCUGCCACUAGCGACGAUGAUGAUGUGAGCAAAUUUGAAACACCUAAUGAUGAAGUGAUGCUAGAAGAAAGCGAUGUAGAAAAUGCCGUUGAGGUCUCUGCAUCAUCUGAUGUUGUUGCACUUUCACCAAUACCAGAUGAUCCAAGCCCAGGACGUGUACAUUACGUACGACAACGUUCUCGUUGGAGACGUAUACUUCGUACUGCAUUGCCUCUUCAGGCUAUGCUUGUAUUACUUCUUGGUGCAGCAUGUCUUGUACCACACUGUGAUGAUGAAAGUUGUUGCCAGUUGCUCAAUAAUUUCGCACGAAGUUUUGAUCCAUCCUUAGAAUUCGUCAAUGGACCGCCACCUUUUUAA
Messenger RNA from Brugia pahangi, 783 nucleotides. The record is from the annotation of a GenBank genome assembly. Lineage: Eukaryota; Metazoa; Nematoda; Chromadorea; Rhabditida; Onchocercidae.